AUGAAUAUCUCACGACUUUUGCGGUCUUACAAAAAAUCGCCAGGCGUGGUCUUCGGCACCACAGUGAUCUUGGUGAUACUGGUUUUUGCGCUUGCCAAUAACUCUUUAUCGGAAAGCCAUCUCGAUGCCCCUGUGCCAAUCUCGCAAAAGACACAGCCGGUCGAAGCCAAAAACUCGGUGCCGUUCAUGCCCAAAAUGAGCAACGAGACGCUCAAAGCAGAGCUUGGAAAUGCAUCUUGGAAGUUAUUCCACACCAUCCUUGCCAGAUACCCUGAGAACCCGACGCCCGAGCAGAAACAGCACCUCGCGGACUACAUUCGCUCGUUUGCCCUUGUGUACCCGUGUGGAGACUGUGCCCGCCACUUUGCUGUGCUCCUGGAGAAGUACCCUCCACAGCUGAGCUCGCGAAAAACCGCUGCGUUAUGGGGUUGCCACAUUCAUAACCAGGUGAAUUUGAGACUUCACAAGCAGGAGUACGAUUGCUCCACCAUUCUAGAGGACUACGACUGCGGGUGUGGCCAGGACGAAGCCGAAGAGCUCCAGGAGAACGACACCAAAGAGCAUCUUGCAAGCAUCAAGCUGGACCCAUUCAAGGCGUCGGGCAGCUCCACAGACCCGGAACACGAGAAGCUGCUCAGAAUCGUCCAGCUGAACAAGAUGAAGACCAUGAAGCUGGAGAGACUGAACCAGUACAACAACAGGCUGAAACAAGAGCUUGCCCGCGAGCGCAUCAAUGCGUCGAACAGCUCGCUCAUGAUCAUCAAAUACACCGAAACGACACGCGACGGGCUCAUUCCCGAGCUCUGGGGGCCUUCAGAGAGCAGGUACUCCGAGAAACAGCAGGUCCGCGCCGCCAAACAGGAGUCCCGAUGUUGCACCAUCGUCUAG
Ogataea haglerorum is the source of this 888-nucleotide messenger RNA. RefSeq lists its product as uncharacterized. Bases 1 to 888 code for a protein of 295 amino acids. The transcript is spliced from 2 exons. Gene Ontology annotation, molecular function: flavin-dependent sulfhydryl oxidase activity; flavin adenine dinucleotide binding. NCBI's taxonomy places the organism in Eukaryota, Fungi, Ascomycota, Pichiomycetes, Pichiales, Pichiaceae. Gene Ontology annotation, cellular component: mitochondrion. The record is from RefSeq and is a predicted model, not a curated record. Gene Ontology annotation, biological process: G protein-coupled receptor signaling pathway.